This is a messenger RNA of Paecilomyces variotii, 660 nucleotides long. Its product is annotated as hydrophobin. The coding region runs from base 175 to 528 and encodes 117 amino acids. The transcript is spliced from 3 exons. The record is from RefSeq and is a predicted model, not a curated record. Gene Ontology annotation, molecular function: structural constituent of cell wall. Lineage: Eukaryota; Fungi; Ascomycota; Eurotiomycetes; Eurotiales; Thermoascaceae. Gene Ontology annotation, cellular component: fungal-type cell wall.
CUUAUAUUUCUGCAUCCCAAACCUGGAACCGACUUUCUGGUCAAUAGAAAAUAAUAAGUAAUACCACGAGAGUGUGCAAGAAACAAUCCUUCCCCAGAAUCCCGUCCACUCGUUCUCAUAACCACAACUGUAACCUUUAUUUUUUUUUUUUGCGUGAACCAAAAUCCAUUCACAAUGCGUUUCCUCAUCCCUCUAUCCACGGCUCUUUUCGCCAUCUCGGCGACUGCCCUUCCCGCAAACCACAUCCUCUCGGCCCGCGACGGAUGCGAUGCCAACGCGCAAGCACACUGCUGCGAGACGAUCGCCAACACCGAUGACACGAACGUCGCUUCGACUCUGAGCAAGAUUGGCGUCAGCCCCGAAGAGGCCAAAGGUCCUGUUGGAUUGACUUGCACACCAAUCACUACGCUCGGCGAGGUCGUCGAUAUGGGCACCCGAUGCAACUCCAACGCUGUGUGCUGUUCGAAUAACACAUACAAUGGACUCAUUAACUUUGGCUGCAUUCCAAUCAAUCUGAACAUUCUGUGAUUGCCCGUUCGAAUAGGGGGAGUUCUAUGUGGAUAUAUCAUAUCUUUGUUGUGCAUAUCUGGUUUGAUGCGGGGGGUAUACAUAUUAUCAUCUGAGUGGUAUAUUAUUUCUUUUGAAAAGUAAUAUAUUCAU